Messenger RNA from Scatophagus argus, 6610 nucleotides. RefSeq lists its product as uncharacterized. NCBI's taxonomy places the organism in Eukaryota, Metazoa, Chordata, Actinopteri, Scatophagidae. The transcript is spliced from 6 exons. Bases 422 to 2380 code for a protein of 652 amino acids. Gene Ontology annotation, molecular function: protein binding. The record is from RefSeq and is a predicted model, not a curated record.
GCCAAAGGUCAGCCAAUCAGAUGAGCGGAAGUUUAACGUUGCGGUAAUCCGGUUCAGACGUGACAAGUGCGGCCGACUGAACCUGAAUUUCAUCUUAUUUUUCUCCCUGCAGGCUCUAGAAACUGCAUUCUUCACUGUCUUACCACCGAACUUGACGUGUGUGCACAAGGCCAUGGUGGACUGAUAAUUGUUACGAAGAAAAGCUUUAGUACUGUGGAAGAAUUAUUCCUUUGCCGGGACGAUCCUUUCAGGUGAGCCCGGAGGACCAAGGCACGCAGAUGGGAUCGAGGAGAGCCUCCCGAAGCCACUGGUAAUAACCGGGUCCUUGGAUUCAGUUAGCCUGACCCAAACUGCCUCACCAAUUCCUGUUGAAAGUGAGACCCAACCAGCUUUCACGGUGGAAACGAGAAGAAGAGCAAAGAUGAAUGCUGUGCGGGGGGGCACAGUCACCUGGCGUCCCCAGCCAUGGCAGGAUGGGGACGGGGGAGGAGGAGAACCGCUGUCAGAUAGCGACUCAGAGGAGGAGGACUUCCCUGAUGACAGUACCACACCGCUGGGAGACUACAUCACGCACGGGUUGAAGCAGCUCCUGGAUGCUCAGCAGCUGUGUGAUGUUACUCUACUUGUUGAGGGAAAGAAGUUCAUGUGUCACAGAGUCCUCUUGGCAGCCGUGAGUCCAUACUUUCGAGCCAUGUUUACCAGCCCUCUGGUCGAGUCCCGCCUCACUGAGAUCCGACUGGAGGAAGUGACACCGUCUGUCAUGGAGACUGUCAUCCAAUUUGUGUACACCGGUGAGGCAGGACUCUCUCUGGACACAGCUGAGGACCUGUUUGUGGCUGCCAACAGGCUUCAGGUCAUGCCCCUUCAAGACUUGUGCUCCAGGUUUCUAUUUGAGCACCUUUCAGUGGAUAACUGCCUGGGGAUGUACUCUCUGGCUCGCUCUCACCAUGACCAGCUGCUGCUGCGUGCCUCCCUGCGGCUUGUAGCCCAGCACUUCCCCCGGGUGGCCCGGCAGAAAGAUUUCCUUCUGCUGGACCAUGGCACCUUAGGCAGCCUGCUGAGCUCUGACCGCCUGGGGGUGGACUCUGAAGCGGAGGUUUAUGACGCGGCACGCCGAUGGGCCGAGCACCAGCCCCUGGAUCGUUAUGCCCACAUGCCGGCGCUGCUUCACCACCUGCGACCGGGGCUGCUGUCCCAGGAAGAGAGCCGAAGACUGAGUCAGGAGUUGGGGCCUGCAGCAGCUGGUGAAGGCUUUGGGGGGCCUCUUAGACCACGGGAGGGCAUGUUUGAGAAGAAGAUUGUAUGUGUGGACCUAACACCUCGGGAAGAUGAAAAUUUAACUGCAAGAGACAACACAGUGGACUGCUUUGAUCCUCGGACAGGGAAGUGGGAGAAGUUAGCAGCAUUGGGUUCACUGGUCAGUCCUGGCUGCACUGCUGUAGGUGACCGGCUGUUUGUAGCCGGGGGGAUCCUGCGGACAGGCUCUGUGUCUGGAGCUGUGCAUGAAUAUGAUGCAGUGUUGGACCGCUGGAUAGAGCAGCCUUCGAUGUUCCAGCCCCGGGCUAUGUUGGGCCUGCUGGGUUGUGGAGAGUCACUGUAUGCCUUGGGCGGUAGCAAUCGUUCAGCUCUGCUGGACUCCUCUGAGACCCUGGAGUUGAGUACGCUUCAGUGGGCUCCGGGGCCUCGGCUACCGCUCCCUCUGCGCGCCUUCGCCUGUGCAGCGUUACGUGGACGGCUUUACCUGCUGGGUGGAACCACACUUGAACAAAACCGGGCUGUGGUCCACUCAGGAGUGCUUAUUUAUCACACCCUAACAGACUGUUGGACACGUGUGGCUCUGGACUCUGGCGCCACCUGCCUCGCUGGAGGAGUAGCAGUGCGUGGAGGAGUCUGUGCCAUUGGCGGUUACAUGAGGGAUACCACCAAGUUCCUCGAUGGAAACUACACUAAUCUGGAGACUUUGGAUGCCACUGGGCGUGUACUGUUUUUCAGAGAGGGCAGGGGAUCUGGAGUAGAGAGGGAGGUCACUGGGGGAGGGGUGAUGGUCACUGCAGAGCAGCGGGGGGGUGCAGGUGGUGGAAGCGAUCGAGCCCCAAGUCCUGUGGUAUUUCCUGGACUGCCGCGACGGAUUGCAGCUGGUGGUGUUGCAAGGUGGAAACGCAGGAUUUAUGUGCUGGGUGGGGAAAACGGCUCACGGUUCUAUGACAGUGUUUACUGUUGGAAACCCGGUUGGCGCAGCUGGGUCCAGAGACGUGAGAAACUGCCUGGAGAUACUGGAGGUGUGAGCCAGUUCGGGUGUACCACUUUAAAGUUCCCUAAGAAACACAUCCUGUCCAGACUGAGAUUAGCCAAAGAAAACUGCAAGAAGGCAUCUGAUUAGCUUGAUAGUUACCAAUAUGACUGAAGUCAUGGUAGAUGUGACACUGAGAUGAGUUUGAAUUUGCUCAAUCUUGGUGUCAUGAAAUGUUGGUGUUGAGAUGAAGUCACAAGGAAGAGACUGGUUUAUACAGUCUGAGUGUAGGCACCGUGUAGGUCUAUAGUGGACUGGAUGCAGAUGGAUCUCAGACUUUUUAGGGACAGUCAAAUGUACAUGCAGAGAGCAAAUGGAGCCAGGGACGUUUAAUUGCCUUUUAAUUGCUUUCUUGAAGUGAAAUGUUGUUUUCAGCUUUUUGCUGGUAUUUUUUUUAAGGCUGUUAGGGAACUAUUUCAAUGCUGUGAAUCUUUAAUUUAAUUUUAUUUUCAACAGUGUUUAGUUUAAGACACAAGGAUACCUGCACAUUUCUGACACACUAUGUUCCGCUUCAUUUGCUCAACUCUAGUAUUGUCUAAUGUUGGCUUCUAAAGCCCUUUGAAACUGGGCAAUACAAAGAGCUAUACAAAUAAACUUUAGUGGAAAUACAGCGAAUGCACGUUUUUCAGAAAACUGCUACUGGUUGUUUGGCUACGAAUGAAGAUGUGAACAUAACAUUCUGUCUUUCAGUCUUGACUUGAAACCCUGUACUGAUCUCAGUGGGGGACAUAAAUCAAAUUCUCAGUCAACUACUCAAACCCCUUGGCAUGUUUUGUACAACACACCAAUGGCUCAUUUGUUGAGGUUUAUCCUUCACAGCAUCAGGAGGCUUACCUAUCCUGUUCACUGAUCUAUACAGGCAGCCAGAUCCCUCCAGCAGAUCCCAAAUAUGGCAGCCCGUAUUUUAAACACAGACCACAUUUUUACUCGGUAGAAUAACUGUCUUCGCUGUUCUUAAAUGCUCUCUUAAAGGUCUUGCCUCAAAGAAGUGGACCAUCAAAGUGGUAGAAAUGUGCACACAGGGCUGUAUGCUACGCAGUGAUCCUGAGCACUGUCUUCCAUGAUAAUAUACGCUAUAUAGACAAAAGUAUUGGGCAACAUGACCAUUACAGCAAGGGGGACUUUCAUGAUAUAGUAUUCUAAAUACAUUGACAGCUUUGCAGCUAUAACAGCUUCUACUCUUCUGGGAAGGCUUUCCAAAAGAUUUUCGAGUGUUUCUGAGGGAAUGUUUGCCCACUCAUGCAGCAGAACGUUUGUGAGGUCAGUCACUGAUGUUGGACCAAAAGGCCUGGCUCACAAUCUCUGUUCCAGUUCAUCCCAAAGGUGUUGGAUGGGGUUGAGGUCAGGACUCUGUGUGUGCCAGUCAAGUUCUUCCACACCAAACUCAUCCAGCCAUGUCUUUAUGGACUUUGCUUUGUGCACUGCAGUCAUGCUGGAAUAGAAAAGGGUCUUCCCCAAACUGUUGUCACAAAGCUGGAAGCAUAGCAUUGUCCAACAUGUCUUGGUAUGCUAAAGCAUUAAGAUUUCCCUUCACUGGAAAUAAGGGGCCAAGCACAAUCCCUGAAAACAUUGCCAUCCCAAUACUUUUAUCUAUGUGGUAUAUAUGGCAAUGAGUGUUUUAGGUAUAGAAACUCCAUUUGUUAAUGACGGUGUGCUGCAAAGAAAAACUUGAACGGUUCUGAAUCAGAGUCAACUUCAAUGGCCAAAUAUGUGUUACAUACAAGGAAUUUGACUCUGGUUUUUCAUUGCUCUCGAUGUACUUACACAGCAGUACACACACAGCUAAGAAGAAGGAUAACUUCAGGACUUCAGUUUACACAGAUCCCUGAAAAAAUAGGUGAACAACAACAUAAAUAAGAGGCUAUGUACAAGUCAAGUGCUCUGUAAAUUGUAACCAAUACAAAUAGUUCAAAGAACUAAAUCUGAAAUGUAUGUACUUACAUGUAAUGGAUGAUUGUGAACAGUUCCUCGUUGGAAACUACUUAGUGAUCCACACCAAGUAUUAAAUAUUUGGGCAGAAGGUGAAUGUUCAUGUGUCUGUGUACAGCCUGUAGUGAAUAUGAGCCACAGUAUCCUUGUGUCUAGACCACCACUGUGUCCAGCACCUUUCCUAAAUCUGAGGUGAAGCCAGGUGAAUAGUUGUCUUUACUUGAUUCUGCAGCUGUGUCAGAACUACAUUUUUGUUUCAAUUGCUUCAGCCACAGGACUUGUGAAUGUGUUUCAUAUGGACAUUAUGGAUUAUCUGAACACAUAAGCACUGCACCUAAUUUAUUGAAAAUUUAUUUUAAUGAUUUUUCUUGUUUCUUAAAUGGUAUCUUUGGUUAUGACUACAGUGUCUGAACUUACUGAACUGUAGGAUGGCACUAAGCUUUGACAGACCUGUCACACAGGAACAGAGGAGCGAAUUGAGGGUUUUAGAGUUACUUCAUUCUGAAAUUGUGACUUUAUAAAAAGUUUGACCAGAAAUGUUAGCAUGUUGUUUUGCUGUAAGCCACUGUUUUUCAUGUAUUUUCCUCUCUGUUGAUCAAAUCAAAAUAUUUCUGAAGGAGAUAUGUGCCUAUGAAAAACAGUCCAGCUGUGACUGACAGAAUUCUACCAAUGUUGUUACCACAUUGCUGCCACUAAAACAUAUUAGAAUUCUUUAGGACUCCUGCCAUGACAGAAGCUGAAGCUGAAAACAAACCACACAAUUUAUUUUUGGAGGGUUUUCAAUGAGAACAUGAUGAGUUUUCAUCACUGCCAGCCAGGUAUUAGUUUUAGUAGUUUAAACCAUUUAGUUACUGUAAAACAUUUAAAGCCAAAAUCAGAAAGUGAAGCGGCGUACAGGACGUGCGGCUGUAGUGGCUCUUACUGCUGAGAUAAGACAAAGCGUGUCUCUGGGCACCAUCUUAGACCUGCAAAGUGAACUUUUUAAGGUUUACUGAAAUGAUCGAUGGCAGUCUGUCACUUCAAAAUUUAAACCUGUUAAAAAGAGUAAAUUCGGUGUGAAAGAGGCGUUUUUAUGUAACGUCACUAAAUUUGUAUAUCUUUCCCUAAAGCUGUUCAAGUUUCACUAAACUAAAUUAAUCAAUCAGUAGAAUCAAAAGCACAUGCAGAAUUUUAAGUCCAACCGCCCUUCUAUCUUUCCAAAGCGUCACAAUGACUCAGUCUCCCUUGAGAGCAGAAUAGCUUUCUAGUACACUUGUUCUAGUGAUGGAAUUCUAACACAUCUCACACUGAGCAAUAAUCCCAAAAAUUAAGUCAUCACAAAUCCAAAGAUAUUUGGCAGCUGUGCAGCGUACAGUGCAGUGCAGCACUGAUAACUUGAGUCUGUCGUAGCCUUCCAUCAGCAGAGUGAUCAUACAAAUAAUUACAGUCCUCCUUUUCCUACUGUUAAGUUAUUUAUAGUGGACUCCCUCAGUGACACAGCUACCAGUUAACAGCUUGACUAUAACAUUGUGAUAACUUCAUAUUAAGUCUUUUUGUUUGCAUAAUACACUACACAUUUUAUACUUUUAGUCCAUUCUGUGCAGUUAACACAUAGAAUCUGUAUUCUCUAGAUAUCCUCCAGGAUCUCUUUUCACGUCCCAACUCGCAAAGAUAAGACCUCAGUCAAUAGUGUUGUACUGAUCUGUCAACACUUGUGCUGUCCCUGCCUGCAGCUCUGCAAUGAGAGGAGCAGAUACAGCAGGACAAGUCAGGGUUAUAUGGAGGAGCUCUCUCAUCUCCUUCUGGUGGGUCAAAGAAGGUGAUUGGGGCAGGUUGGUGAUUUAAAAGGACAUAAAUAUUUCUGAUUCCUGAAGUAGUAGUAAUGGUGAGAAGAAUAGUUGAGAUGUUUGGGCUCAUUUGAUAUUGUAAGUAUUCCUACCUGUUGAGUAUUGCAUGAACUAUGUGACUGACCAAAAUGCAAAGGAUAAGGGGCAAAAAUCUACCACCAGGAAGGUUCUGGAACAUAAUUUCAGUAAUAUGUUCGCAAGUCAAACAUGCAGCAAAGAUCUUUUCAUUUUAGUCGGUGAAGAGAUGUUAGCUUCUGUUUGUGUUUGUAGAAACCUUCACAUCACACUGUUCAUUUCAUUUCAAAUAAUUACUGUUUUUCUUUGUGUGCUUACAGCUUGUAUGACAUGAAGAGAGUAAUUGUGUGCGCAUGUAUGUUAUUUGUGCCAAGGUGUAACUUUGUCCAACACAGGCUCUCUGCAUACAUGCACACCCACAAACCGUGUGCCCAUUCAGAGAAGUGAAGCUUCCCUCUUUUGCACAAUCUUAUGAAGUUUGUGAACUGAAAGGUAAAUGGAUGUUUUGUUGAAGGCAGUGCUCUCAAAUGAUUAAAGGACUAUUUGCUUA